Messenger RNA from Fulvia fulva, 1092 nucleotides. RefSeq names its product Glutathione S-transferase omega-like 2. The record is from RefSeq and is a predicted model, not a curated record. The transcript has 7 exons. Lineage: Eukaryota; Fungi; Ascomycota; Dothideomycetes; Mycosphaerellales; Mycosphaerellaceae. Bases 1 to 1092 code for a protein of 363 amino acids. Gene Ontology annotation, cellular component: cytoplasm. Gene Ontology annotation, molecular function: glutathione transferase activity.
AUGAUCAGGUCUGCUCGAAGGAUAGAGCAGUUGACGAAACACAUUACCAGGACCACGCAGGCAAGAGCAUUCAUGGCGAACUCCGAGAACAAGAAGGACAUCCUCAACUGGGUUGAUCCUAAGGACAAGUCGGGAGAGUUCAAGCGACAGACUUCCGUCUUCAGGAAUUGGAUUUCGAAAGACCCUAAAGCAGAGUUCCCAGCCGAGAAGGAUCGUUACCAUCUUUAUGUCUCUUAUGCCUGUCCAUGGGCCCACCGAGCGUUGAUCGUUCGAAAGUUGAAAGGCCUCGAAGACUUCCUGCCCUUCACAUCGGUGCAUUGGGAGAUGCUAGACAAGGGCUGGCGCUUCGCCACAAAAGAUGAGAAUGAACCAGGCGCAAAUACCACCCCAGACCCACUCCAUCCAGAAUACACCCACCUCCGACAAAUCUACUUCGAUAUGGACAGCAACUACAGCGGCCGCUUCACAGUCCCAACCCUCUACGACAAGAAGCAGAACAAGAUCGUCAACAAUGAGUCCUCCGACAUAAUCCGUAUGUUCUACACAGUAUUUGACGACGUCCUUCCCGAGAAAUACCGAAAGGUAGAUCUUCUCCCAGCCGAUCUCAAGGACGAAAUCGAGGCUGCGAAUGAAUGGACUUACAACGACAUCAACAACGGUGUCUACAAGAGCGGCUUCGCGACCACGCAAGAAGCGUACGAGAAAGCUGUCACAACCUUGUUCAAAUCCCUCGACAAGGCGGAAGAGCAUCUCGCGACCUCGCCUGGACCGUACUACCACGGUGACCGCAUCACCGAGGCUGAUGUACGCCUCUACACGACAAUCAUCCGCUUCGAUGCAGUCUAUGUCCAGCACUUCAAGUGUAACAUCAGAGACAUUCGAAGUGGCUAUCCUGCUCUUCACAAAUGGGUUCGCGAGCUUUACUGGAAAGUGCCAGCUUUCGGCGAGACAACCGAGUUCAAGCAUAUUCGCAAUCACUACACCAAGAGCCACAAGCAGAUCAACCCGUUCUCGAUUACGCCGGUGGGCCCUGAGCCGUAUAUUUUGCCGUUAGAUGAUGAGGUUCCGGCAGCUAAGGCGGCGAAGAAGUGA